AUGGCUCAAAGGGAAAAUGCAAAAGACAUCGUAAUACUAUAUGAAGAAGAUGCUGAGGAAUGGGCUCUGUACUUGAGGGAGAUAUUUUUGCAUGCUGUGCAAAGAGAGGCGAUCUUGUUAUAUCCCUUGGAGAGUUUCUCUCUUCCACAUUUGGAAUCGCUGAGCUUAAAUUCUUACAAAUGUAAACUUUUGAUAUUAUCUAAUAGUUUGCUUAAAGACCUAACUCCAAAGAAGUGUCGGUUUCUGGAAAAGGUGCUUCACUCAUCAGAAAGUGUAGUUACUCUGCUUUGCGGGAUGGAGAGUUCAGAUCCUCUCUAUGGAUUAUUAAAGAUCCCUGGGAGCAGAUGGGAGGUGUCAACUGAGCAGGAACCAGAGGAUUAUAUCUCUGUCAUCAGGAGGAUCAUCGUCAGAGGUCCUGAAGACUACCUUGAGGUCAGCAGUUCAACAGACUUAGGAAUGAAGCAUUCUGGGGAAAUGAGUAAGAAAAAGGAAAUUGGUGCCCCAGAAGCUUCAAGACCCGCCAUGCCACAAGUGAUGGUACUUCCUGCAGAAAUUCCAUGUGAGAAUCCUGGUGAGAUAUUCAUUCUGUUGAAAGAUGAAAUAAUUGGUGAAACUCUGGAAGUUGAAUUUAUAUCAAAUAAUAAAUGCAUUAGAGCAUGGCCAUCCCUUUGGAAUAAGACAGUCUGGCACAUGAAAGCUUUAGAUUUUCCUGCUGGCUCAGUCGCUGUCAACAUCCGCUGUGAUGGGCUCAUUAAGGCCACAACAGAGAUUAAGUACUCUUCAGCAGCAAAACCAAUGGAAAGUGCAUUUAGAGAGUCAGAUCCAGGAGACCGUUUGUGCCAGAAUAACAUUGAAGAACUUGAUGAUGUUCUUACAUCUGUAUUCAAACAUGAGAUACCAUAUUAUGAAUUCAAAGUUCCCCAGAUUGAAAUUUGUCCUCAAAAAGAACGUACUCAGGUCAAAGAAUUCCCAACACUUCUCCACUGUGCAGCAAAAUUCGGCCUAAAGAAUCUGGCUGUACAUCUGCUUCAGUGUUCAGGAGCAACCUGGGAAGCUCAGAUGAAGAACAUGUAUGGUUCAGAUCUGGCACAUAUUGCUGAAAGACAUGGUCACAAAGAACUCAAGAAAAUCUUUGAAGACUUUACAAAGGAAAAUAUUUCAAGAGAGAGAGAGAGAGAGAGAGAGAGAGAGGAGCCUGGGUUGCCAUUCCCUGCUUACUCACCUGCUACACAGUCCCCAACAUUUCAUCAUGAAAUCAGGAAGACACCCAGGCUGAGUGCAGAGGGCAAUGAGGAACCUGAAAUGGCAGGGCGAGCAGAGGAAGAAGAGCCAGGUGCUCGGGCUAGGCUCCGCCUGCCGGAAGUCAGUGAAAGCUCAGAAAACCAGUAUGAUGACUUGUAUGUGUUCAUUCCUGGACUUGACGCCAAAAACAGCUCCCAGGAGUCCGUAGCAUGCUGCCGACCACCUCUGCCCCCACCACGACCUGGGUCUGCUGCCUCCCAACUGGAAAGACCUCACUUCACAUUACAAGGAAAAAUGAUGGAAGACGAGAUGGAAAGAAAUCAAAACUGGACUGAUCCCAGUGCAGGACAAGAAACAGGAGAUGGAUCCAAAGAAGAGGAGGAGGAAGAUGGGACAGAGCAGGAGGAGGAGGAGAACCCAUAUACUUUUGCUGAGACUGAGGACAAUGAAUAUGAUCUGAUCCUGGCCAGCUUGAGUAUAAGGAAGAAAACCGGAAAUCGCUCCUUCAUUAUAAACAGACCUCCUGCCCCCACACCUCGACCCAUAUAUGUUCCACCCAAAGAAGAAGCAACACCUUACAUAGCUCAAGUGUUCCAACAGAAGGCAGCCAGAAGACAAUCUGAUGGUGAUAAGUUCCAUGGUCCCCCUAAGAAACCAGACAAAGCUCGGAUGGAGGGUUCAACCUUCUCUAUUGCAAGGGACUGCCUGACGGCUGGGCAGGAAGAACUCAUUCGCCUACAAGAGAAAGUGAAGAAUGGGAAAAUGUCUGUGGAUGAAGCCCUGGAGAAAUUUAAACACUGGCAGAUAGGGAAGAGUGGCCUGGAACUGAUUCAGCAGGAAAAACUACGUCAACUCCGAGAUACCAUUAUUGGAAAAAGACCAGAAGAAGAAAAUGCCUAUGAUAAACUCACCAUUAUACACCAUCCAAGUGGUAAUUCUGCCCACAAUGAAAACGUGCUGAAUAGUAUUCCCUUCAACAGCAAGUUUCCUACUCGACUCCAACUCGAAAAGGAAUCUGGAUUCUGUUGCAAGAAGGAUCAUUAAAAAAGAAUAUUAGACUGGAGCUCAAGUCUGCAGACACUGCUUUUUGGGUGAAGCAAGGAAGGCCGCGUCUGGAAUGCCGCUCUCGAGGGCCAACCCAUGCUAUCAAAGAAAGAAAACCUUCAGAUUCCUGAUUUGUUAUCACAGCAAUUUACUGGUAGUGUACCUGCUAUACUGGUAGGCACAGCAAUGUCAAAAUGGAAUGUCAUAGAAAGUUCUUGUGUUUUUCAGCACACUGCUUCUUAAACAGCUAGUUUUCAUCUUGAAAAUCAAAGAAAAAGAUGGAGUUACAUACAAUCUGGAAAAAAUAGGGGCACUGACCAUAACGGAUUAUUCUUCUCUCCUUAAAUAACUAUUAAACUACAAACUUACUACCUAUGUGCCUUUUAAGUGACAGUCUACUGUCUGCCUUUCUCACAUUUAAAGUCAUGCAUAUUCUUGUUACAUUGUUUUUUAGAGAGCUUCUUUUAUUUGGUGCCUAUUUGCACGUACCCCUGAAAUAUUUUUGAAAAAAUUACAUUUUUUCUUUAGUUGCUCUUGUUCUGUUUUGCAGUUCUGGGGACUGAACUCAUGGCUUCAUACGUGCUAAGCAGACACUCUGUCACCCAGUCGCAUUCCCAGCCCUCUAUAUUUUUUCUUAACUCAUAUUAAUUGUACAGAUUAGUGGGGUGCACAGUGACAUCUCAGAACAUGCAGACAUCAUGCAUCGGUCAUAACCACCCUGCCUUCUAUCCCUCCUCCUCAGCACCUUUCCAAAUCCUGAGGCCCUUUUAAACAUCCCUCUCUCAAAUUAAUAUCCAUUUCUACAACCUGUAUUUCCUAUUAGAAGACUGUGAUUUCAUCAGUCUAGUACUUACAGUUUACCAGCUUAGAAUACAGUUUUGUCAUACUAUG
This is a messenger RNA of Nannospalax galili (Upper Galilee mountains blind mole rat), 3177 nucleotides long. It is a transcript of the gene Bank1, whose product is annotated as B cell scaffold protein with ankyrin repeats 1. The coding region runs from base 1 to 2286 and encodes 761 amino acids. Lineage: Eukaryota; Metazoa; Chordata; Mammalia; Rodentia; Spalacidae. The transcript is spliced from 20 exons. The record is from RefSeq and is a predicted model, not a curated record. Gene Ontology annotation, molecular function: signaling receptor binding; protein tyrosine kinase binding. Gene Ontology annotation, biological process: negative regulation of phosphatidylinositol 3-kinase/protein kinase B signal transduction; signal transduction; B cell activation.